AUGCUGUUCACUUGCUACUGCGCCUUCAUCAUCAUCGUAACGUUACGAGCCCACGAAAGGAAGCUGUUUGACUUCGAAUAUAUUCGCGUAUCAUUAGUCUACGUUCAACUGAGCGAAGUCUUCUAUAUUCUCACGACUACGACAUUGAAGAUAUCCCUGGGCCUCUUCUUCCUCCGCGUCUUAACGAAACGCUGGCAGAUCAUGCUCUUUCAUUAUCUACUCGCCAUAUCGGCUGUAUACGGCCUCUUCUACGUCCUCACUGCCAUUUUUGCGUGUGGCGAUCCCUCAAAAAUUGCCGACACUCUUCUGGGCUCACAGAAAUGUCUUCCGGCUGCCUUCGGUCUCGCCACUGGCUAUCUGUAUGGUGCAAUCAACGUCAUAGCCGACUGGACGUUCGUCCUGAUCCCCAUCACCGUCUUGCUAGACAGCGAACUCGACCGGCGCUCCAAGAUCUCCGUUAGCAUCGUCAUGGCCCUCGGUGCUGUGGGUAGUGUGUCUAGCAUCAUGCGUAUGGUAUAUCUGAGAGGCUUGAUUAACGUCCCAACAGGACUAAAAUAA
This is a messenger RNA of Parastagonospora nodorum SN15, 558 nucleotides long. RefSeq lists its product as hypothetical. The transcript is spliced from 3 exons. Lineage: Eukaryota; Fungi; Ascomycota; Dothideomycetes; Pleosporales; Phaeosphaeriaceae. The record is from RefSeq and is a predicted model, not a curated record. Bases 1 to 558 code for a protein of 185 amino acids.